Messenger RNA from Lathyrus oleraceus (garden pea), 1209 nucleotides. RefSeq lists its product as uncharacterized. The transcript has a single exon. The record is from RefSeq and is a predicted model, not a curated record. NCBI's taxonomy places the organism in Eukaryota, Viridiplantae, Streptophyta, Magnoliopsida, Fabales, Fabaceae. The coding region runs from base 1 to 1209 and encodes 402 amino acids.
AUGGAUGUCAAAAAUGCCUUCCUUCACGGUGAUUUGACAGAGGAAGUAUAUAUGCACCCUCCUCCAGGAUAUCAUUCUCCCCAUAAGGUCUGUAAACUUCAAAAAGCCUUAUAUGGGUUGAAACAAGCUCCUAGAGCCUGGUUUGCCAAGUUCAGUUCUACCCUAACACAAUUUGGUUUUCUCUCUAGUCCACAUGACUCUGCUCUAUUCACUCGAAGAAGUGAUAGUGGUAUUGUAAUUCUGCUUCUUUAUGUAGAUGACAUGAUCAUAACCGGAGAUGACAAGACUGGAAUCUCAGCUUUACAACAAUAUCUCAGUCAACAUUUCGAAAUGAAAGACCUUGGUUCCCUUAGUUAUUUUUUGGGGCUUGAAGUUUCCCAAGACUCAGAAGGAUAUUAUCUUUCCCAGGCCAAAUAUGCUUCUGACUUGCUUUCUCGAGCAGGAAUCACAGACUGCAAGACUGAAUUGACACCAUUGGAAGUCAACUCCAAACUCACACCACUUGACGGCACUCCUCUUGAAGAUGCCACCUUGUAUCGGCAACUUGUUGGUAGUCUUGUUUACCUAACUGUCACUCGCCCUGAUAUUGCAUAUGGUGUCCAUAAAGUCAAUCAAUUUAUGGCUGCCGCUCGGUCAUCUCAUUUCUCUGCAGUUCUACGUAUCAUUCAUUAUGUUAAAGGUACUAUUUUUCAUGGUUUACGCUUCUCUGCUAAUUCAUCCUUGGUCCUAUCUGGAUACUCUGAUGCAGAUUGGGCAGGUGACCCUACUGAUCGUCGCUCAACAACAGGGUAUUGUUUCUUCUUAGGAAAUUCUCUUCUUUCCUGGCGUAGCAAAAAGCAAACAGUUGUUGCCCGAUCAAGCACAGAAUCUGAAUAUCACGCUCUUGCUGAUGCUACUGCUGAGUUACUUUGGUUACGAUGGUUGUUAAACGAUAUGGGCGUUACACAAUCUUCUUCUACUAUGCUUCAUUGUGAUAAUAGAAGUGCUAUCCAGAUUUCCCAUAAUGAUGUUUUUCAUGAGCGCACAAAACACAUUGAAAUUGAUUGUCACCUUGUACGCCAUCAUGUUACUAAUGGCACCAUACAGUUGAUUUAUAUUCCUUCUGUGGACCAACCGGCUGAUACCUUCACCAAAACUCAUAAUCCGAUGCGCUUCAAAGAUUUAUUAAGCAAACUCCAGUUGGCAUCCACCAUACCAACUAGAGUUUGA